Messenger RNA from Solenopsis invicta (red fire ant), 2200 nucleotides. RefSeq names its product transcription initiation factor TFIID subunit 5 (gene Taf5). Gene Ontology annotation, cellular component: transcription factor TFIID complex. Gene Ontology annotation, molecular function: protein binding; RNA polymerase II general transcription initiation factor activity. The record is from RefSeq and is a predicted model, not a curated record. The coding region runs from base 128 to 2086 and encodes 652 amino acids. NCBI's taxonomy places the organism in Eukaryota, Metazoa, Arthropoda, Insecta, Hymenoptera, Formicidae. Gene Ontology annotation, biological process: transcription initiation at RNA polymerase II promoter. The transcript has 11 exons.
UUCUCUUUGUGUGGCAACACUGGCUUUAGUUGACUUUGAUCACUUUGACGCUUUGAUAGAUUUCAAGUUUUUAAGAAAUCUUUUUGAGAUUAUUUUCCUCAGUUGUUAAUAAAGAAAUUGUAUAAAUAUGGAUAACGAUAAAAAUACCAUGCUUGCGGUUUUGCAGCUUUUGAAGAAGUACAAUUUAAAAGGAACUGAGGAAUUGUUUAGAAAAGAAGCUAAUCUUACUGACAUCUCAAUUGAUGAUGCUCAACAAUCUGAUUCCGAUGUGACCAGUGUCCUUUCCGCUUACAAAAGCGAGGGAGAUCCUGCACAAUAUGACAAAGCUUACAGUGAAUUAAAAAAGUUUGUAGAAGGAGCUUUGGACAUUUAUAAGCAUGAGUUGGGCACCAUAUUAUAUCCAGUUUUGGUACACAUGUAUCUGGAAUUGGUUUAUAAUAAUCAUUCCAAAGAAGCAAAACAACUCAUGGAAAAGUUCAGCGUAAAUUUAGAAGAAUAUUAUCAGGAUGAUUUAAAGAGAUUAUCCAAUGUAACAAAACGAGAGCAAAUGGCAGGAAAUGAAUUAACUGACACUUUUAAAUCUAAUCAGUUUAUAAUCAGAAUGUCACGCGAUACUCUUUCAAUAUUAAAACGACAUUUGCAAGAAAAGAAGCAUAGUGUUUUAUUAAACAUCAUACAGGAGCAUCUUUAUUUUGAUAUGUAUGAGGGUGUUGCUCGUAAUAAACAGCAGAUAGAAGCAACAUCUGGAGCUAUGGUUGGAGAAGCCACUAGGCAAGAUAACAAGGCCAAAGUAUAUUACGGACUUUUAAAAGAACCUGAUAUUCAGUGUAUGGCACCGGCCGAAGAAGAGGAAGAUGACACAGGUGGCGGAGAUGGAGAUAAACCGAAGAAGAAAAAGGCUAAGAAGGAUCCAUUGUUUUCAAAGAAGACAAAAUCUGACCCGAAUGCACCACCUGUGGGCAGAAUGCCAUUGCCCAAUCUGAAAGAUGCAGAUAAAAUGGAAAAAGUCAAAGCGUUGAGAGAAGCAUCAAAGAGAGUUAUCCUUGGACCUGACACAUUACCAUCUAUAUGCUUUUAUACAAUGUUAAAUACUGUUUAUACUGUAACAGCAGCAGAAGUCGCAGAAGACUCAAGUUUAUUAGCUACCGGAUUUAGUGAUUCUGGCAUAAAGGUAUGGAGUUUAAUCCCACAAAAAUUAAGAUUGAUGAAAACGGGCGAAGAUUUACAAGACAUUAAUAGAGAAGCAGAUGAUGUAUUGGUUAGAAUGAUGGAUGAACGAACAUCUGAGACUGCAAGACAUCUCUAUGGUCAUAGUGGACCAAUUUACAGUCUUUCAUUUAGUCCAGAUAGAAAUCUUUUACUUUCGUCAUCAGAGGAUACUACAAUAAGGCUAUGGUCGCUGCACACAUGGACAUGUGUGGUGUGCUACAAAGGCCAUUUAUUUCCCGUGUGGUGUGUGAGAUUCUCACCACAUGGUUAUUACUUUGCAAGUGCUUCGAAUGAUAAAACUGCCAGACUAUGGGCGACUGACUCUCAUCAGCCAUUACGAAUAUUUGCUGGUCAUUAUUCAGACGUUGAUGUAAUUCAAUUUCAUCCAAAUUCAAAUUAUGUCGCAAGCGGUUCAAGUGAUAUGACUGUAAGAUUAUGGGACUGUGUAACUGGUAGUCAAGUCCGAUUGAUGACUGGGCAUAAAGGGCCGAUUUUUUCUUUAACUUUCUCAACAGAAGGACGCUUUUUAGCAUCAGCUGGGGCGGACUACCGCGUGCUUGUAUGGGAUUUAGCACAUGGCCAUCUUGUCGCAGCUUUAUCCGGCCAUACGGCUAAUAUUCACUGUCUAUCAUUUAGUCGAGAUGGCAAUAUUCUAGUCUCAGGUUCCUUAGAUUGUACAUUGAAAUUAUGGGACUUUACCAAAUUAGCGGAGGAGAUGAGCUUGGAAGAUGUCAACGUAUCCCACAAUCCAGAUGUGAAAACUAACUCGGAAUCUUACUUGCUGCGUACUUUCGCGACAAAAAAUUCGUCUAUUCUAGCAUUACAUUUUUCUCGUAGAAAUUUACUGCUAGGUGUCGGUAUGUUUGAUUCGGCAUAAUCCGUGGUGUAUUGGGUUUACAUACCCAAGAGAACUUAAAUCUAUAUAUGUAUAGAAGAUUUGAAUCAUUGAAAUGUAUUAUAAAAAUUAAUAAUAAAUUUUUCACAUUUAUUA